Messenger RNA from Cyprinodon tularosa, 620 nucleotides. RefSeq names its product diazepam binding inhibitor (GABA receptor modulator, acyl-CoA binding protein) (gene dbi). The transcript is spliced from 4 exons. Gene Ontology annotation, biological process: fatty acid metabolic process. The coding region runs from base 143 to 412 and encodes 89 amino acids. Gene Ontology annotation, molecular function: fatty-acyl-CoA binding. NCBI's taxonomy places the organism in Eukaryota, Metazoa, Chordata, Actinopteri, Cyprinodontiformes, Cyprinodontidae. The record is from RefSeq and is a predicted model, not a curated record.
GCGUUGUAAAAAAACGCGCGGAAGGCGUGUCUGGACUUUAGCCCCCGUUAUUAGAUGAAUAAAGGAAGGGACGCUGGGCUUCCGCCUAUUUUCAAUCAUUUACACGUCGUCAGUUUGCUCAAACUUGCUCCCUUCACUGAAGAUGGCAGAUUUACAGGUAAAAUUUGAUGCUGCAGCAGCUGAAGUAAAGCAGCUUAAAGCGAAACCAUCUGAUGAGGAGAUGCUGCAACUCUACUCCCUGUUUAAGCAGGCUACUGUGGGUGACGUUAACACAGCUCGUCCUGGAAUGCUUGACUUUACUGGAAAAGCUAAGUGGGAUGCCUGGGAAAAGCAGAAAGGCAAAAGCAAAGAGGAUUCGAUGAAUGAAUACAUCAAGCUGGUGGAACAGCUGAAGCAGAAGUAUGGAGUGUAAUAACUAGUCAGAACAACUACUUUACAAGGUUGGAUCUCAUCCAAUCAUUACUUCCAGUGAACCUGAAGGAUAUCCACUUACCAUGGCUGAAUCACCAUCAACCCACUGACUUGAAGUUCCUGUUAGAGUGCUAGUUUGAAACUGCCCUCAACUUGCCUUUUAGCAUCUUCAGGAUGUCUGCCGUCAUUUCAAAAUAAAAUAUUUCUAA